Lycium ferocissimum is the source of this 1607-nucleotide messenger RNA. Its product is annotated as protein IQ-DOMAIN 21-like. The record is from RefSeq and is a predicted model, not a curated record. Gene Ontology annotation, molecular function: protein binding. The coding region runs from base 129 to 1445 and encodes 438 amino acids. The transcript is spliced from 5 exons. Lineage: Eukaryota; Viridiplantae; Streptophyta; Magnoliopsida; Solanales; Solanaceae.
AUUUACUUCUUAUUCAUUCUUCAAUUUUCUCAUUCUUAAUAGUGGUACACAAGAUCAUUCAACAAGGAUAGCUUGUCUCCCAGGUUUUUCUUUGGAUUAAGUGAAGAAGAUAAUUUAUUUGGCUGGAAAUGGGCAAGAAAGGAAGUGGUAAGUGGUUUUCCACAGUGAAGAAAGUCUUUAUUAAACCUUCUUCUAAGGAUUCGCCAACAGAUAAAAAGAAGGAAAAAAUAGAUAACCAAUGGCAACAUGAAGCUCCAGAAGUAGUGUCAAUUGAACAAUUUCCAACGGGGAGUUCUUCAGAUCAAACCAAUAAUCGAGAAAGCAACGACGAGUUAUCAUCUUCGUUGGCUGAAGAUCAAAAUCAUGACAUUCAUGUCGACGUGGCCACUGCUGCAGCUCAUGCAGCCGCUAAAGUUGUCAGAGUAACUGGAUAUAGCAGUCAUUUUAAAGAGGAAAGAGCUGCCACCCUUAUUCAAUCAUACUACAGAGGAUAUCUGGCAAGGCGCGCUUUGCGUGCCCUCAAGGGAUUGGUAAGGUUGCAAGCACUAGUGAGGGGGCAUAAUGUGCGCAAACAAGCGCAGAUGACAAUGAGUUGUAUGCAAGCAUUAGUACUUGUACAGGCAAAAGUUCGUGCACGAAGACUCCGUUUAGUCCAGGAAAAACUGCAGAGCAAGCUAGGAGAACUGAGAUUGCGCUCGAAGAAAGAAGAUGAGUACAAGCACAAUAGCCUGUUUAAGAAGCUAAAGACAGAAGGCUGGGAUAACAGGAACCAGAGCAACGAAAAUAUCAUGGAUAUUACUAGGAGAAAACAACAUGCUGAAAUGAAAAGGGAAAGAACUCUUGCUUAUACUUGUGCUUAUGCUUAUCAGCAACAAGAAAAGUGGUUGCACUCUGAUCCACAUGUUGAGGAAGAUGAUGAAGAGUUUCUUAGCAAUGAACAUGAAAAUUCAAGAGGUUGGAAUUGGCUUGAGAGAUGGAUGGCUUCUCAACCCUCUCAAUACUCAAAACACGUUAUGCCACAAGAGAGCUCCUAUGUUACAUUGUCCACUACAGAUGACAUAUCAGAGAAGACAGUAAAAUUGGAUCUAAACACCCCAUUGGGCUCAGAAGAUGUCAAUUUAGCCCAUCACAAAAGAAGUCCAUAUUCAUCAUGGCAGCAUUGUCAGUCCAAUAAGGAUUGUGUUCCUAGCUAUAUGGCUCCAACUCAAUCUGCAAAAGCAAAGGUAAAGAGUCCAGGCCCAAUAAAGCCCAAAAGCCCACCAUUGGCCCAAUGGAAUGCAACAACUAAGAAGGGGACAGCCCGUAGGUUGAGCUAUGACUCAUCUGCAAAAAGCCCAAACCCCAAAAAUUCUGCUAAAUGGAUGGCAACACAUAGCCCAGAAUCAAGUGCAGAUGACCGGGCCUCACCAAUGGGAGGCCCUGCUUGCAGAUAUAAUUUUAGUUAAGAUAAUUUUGUAGUAAAUAAAAAGCUCAAUAAUGGUUGUUAUGCAGAUCAAUUUUUGUAUUAUUGUAGUUUGCUGUAUUCUAGUUAACUUAUUUUGAAUUGUUGCAGUAAUUGUAAUAAAUAAUCAGCCCAAGUUUAUUUCCCAAUAUAAAUAAAAGUUCUA